Messenger RNA from Rhipicephalus microplus (southern cattle tick), 1282 nucleotides. RefSeq lists its product as uncharacterized. The record is from RefSeq and is a predicted model, not a curated record. Lineage: Eukaryota; Metazoa; Arthropoda; Arachnida; Ixodida; Ixodidae.
CGGGUGUUCUGUGCCAUAACUCUAUGCACAUACCGUCAUACCCAGCCACGGAGUGUUCCCAGCGCUCCAACAUCGCCCCUUUAGAAAUUUGCAUAGACGGUAGCGCCACACUUUCCUCUAGUUCGAACCACCACUUCAGAAUAUGCCACCAAACUUUGACUGUGAACUUGUGCCCGAGUGUUCCAUGAAUCAAAUCAGCCUGAACAUCUUUAUGCGAGGGUGGUGAAACACUUGUGCAUAACAUCACAACAUCAAUCUGAUGGCCAGGGAAGCAUAAAACCAAGGUUGCAAAAAAACACACCAGAGUCAAACUUGGCCUCGGAAUCAGGAAAGACAUUCGCCACCUAUGCCAACUCCUCCAUGGAAGUCAACAUAUGUCGACCAGAAAACACCUGGGGACAUAAUGCAUGAUCACGAAGUGCCAAAAAAAGCACAGCUCAUGGAAAUGCAACGUCCUGCAAACAAGCAAUCCCACAUCUGCUGCUUCUGCUUCAAGUCGUUUGCCAAUAACAGCAAUCUUCAACGCCACGUUCGUACUCGGUGCAAAUAUCGCUGUGCUGAAGUUUUACCCAAUGGCACAGGUGUCGUCAAGCACAAUUAUCCAGUGCAAGAUGUUAGUUGUAAAAUGCUCAUUUGUGACCGGUGUUCCAAAGGCUUCUCCAGAAAGGCAGAUUUCGAUCGACACAAUGACCUAGAACACAGAGACGGGCAGACCAGCCACAGCUGCUACUUGUGCCCUGAAGCCUUUGACGAUGUGUUGUCUCUACGGACCCACCUCAAUGCCCACAUGUCAGACUCAAACAAGCUACGUGCCGAUAACCUGAAGCGUGAGAGCGACGAACAGCAGGAUGACUGUUUGCCAGAACCGCAGUACAGCUGCAACAUCUGCAGCGUAAUGUUUGCCGACGAAUACGCCCUUGCCGAGCAUGUACUGAUCGCACAUUCCCUCGAGCUGCUGUGCAUGGAUAAGAAGCCACUGUUCAGUAAGCAUUGUGCAGAUGAAUGCGAGGUGAUGGACGACUUUGACAAUUCAGUCCUUGAGUUGACGGCCAUGCCGUCGCAUGAUUGCAACCUUUGUGCCGAGACCUUCAAGGAUGCAUCCGGCCUUGCAGAGCACAUCGAAAACAACCAUUCAAGGGCGAGUUCUUCUCUGGACAAACAACAGGAGGAUAAUGCAAAUCAUCAUGAGGGGACAUCUGUGACGAUGGCGACUCGCCAGGUAAAGGAGCCCAUAACUCCCAUUCACCUCGAAGACGCGUCUGGCAUCACGUUAAAUGAUUAA